AUGUCUCCCGCCAAAGCUGUCGUCACCGAUAAGGCACCGAAGCCGCUGCCACAAUUUUCCUCGGCAGUCACAUACAAUGGCAUGAUCUACUGUUCCGGCAGCCUUGGACUUGACCCAAAGACACUCGCAUUGGCGGAGGGCGGAGUCAAGGAACAGACACGCCAAUCCUUGAGGAAUCUCGCCGCUAUCUUGGAAGAGGCCGGAAGUAGUCUACAGAAUGUGGUCAAAGCGAACAUCUUCCUGACCACCAUGGACAACUUCAAAGUCAUGAACGAGGCGUGGGAUGAGUUUUUCCCUGCAGACCUCGACCCCAAACCGGUUGGUUCCAGCCCUGACCUCCCAUUUGAUAAUGAAGAAGUAGAGGUGCUGAUUGUUUUCCAGGCUCGUACUUGCGUUGCUGCUCACCAAUUGCCGCUCGGCGGAGAUGUUGAGAUUGAAUGUACCGCGUUUCUAGACAGUGUUGCGAAACUCUAG
Penicillium maclennaniae is the source of this 474-nucleotide messenger RNA. Its product is annotated as RidA family protein. NCBI's taxonomy places the organism in Eukaryota, Fungi, Ascomycota, Eurotiomycetes, Eurotiales, Aspergillaceae. Gene Ontology annotation, cellular component: cytosol; mitochondrion. The transcript is spliced from 2 exons. The coding region runs from base 1 to 474 and encodes 157 amino acids. The record is from RefSeq and is a predicted model, not a curated record. Gene Ontology annotation, molecular function: deaminase activity.